This is a messenger RNA of Dipodomys spectabilis (banner-tailed kangaroo rat), 446 nucleotides long. Its product is annotated as polypeptide N-acetylgalactosaminyltransferase 10-like. NCBI's taxonomy places the organism in Eukaryota, Metazoa, Chordata, Mammalia, Rodentia, Heteromyidae. The record is from RefSeq and is a predicted model, not a curated record. The transcript is spliced from 2 exons. Bases 80 to 337 code for a protein of 85 amino acids.
CCGAGGCCGCCGGUGUUCACGUGGACGGACACGGAGCCUGGAGCGGGUGGAACCGGCGGGGCACGGCUGACUGUCCCCGAUGAGGCAUAAGGAGAAGCGGCUUCUGCAGGCGGUCGCUCUGGUACUGGUGGCCCUGGUCUUCCUGCCCAACAUGGGGCUGUGGGCUCUGUACUGCGAGCGGCAGCCCGACGGCAUGCCUGGGAGGUCGGGAGCGGCUGGUCCCCAUGGUGGGACAGGCCUUCCCAGGAGUGAAGUACUGUUGAAGGAGUCUUCUCAGGACAGCCUCUACAGUGAGCCUUUGGCUGGGGAGAGAGGAUUCCCAAGAUCUACCCUCUGAACCUUGCACUUCUUUUGUCUCUGGACCAGUGUGUUGCCUGUGAUCAUUUAGUCCAGAGCCUAAUUUAGGCUCCAGUAUAGCCACGCGCUUCUGCCACUAUAGUAUGUAU